This is a messenger RNA of Musca domestica (house fly), 1783 nucleotides long. Its product is annotated as prolyl 4-hydroxylase subunit alpha-2. Lineage: Eukaryota; Metazoa; Arthropoda; Insecta; Diptera; Muscidae. Gene Ontology annotation, molecular function: protein binding; iron ion binding; procollagen-proline 4-dioxygenase activity. Bases 18 to 1634 code for a protein of 538 amino acids. Gene Ontology annotation, cellular component: endoplasmic reticulum. The record is from RefSeq and is a predicted model, not a curated record. The transcript has 8 exons.
AACAGCUCUAACCAAAUAUGAAGCUCUGUACUAUUUUUCCAUUGGCGCUUUUUGGCUUUUUCUUCCACACGAAUUUAUUGGUGAAUGGAGAAUUGAUUACCAUCGCCAGCAAUAAUGGCCAAGAUGAUUUACUUGAAUUGCUCCAUACAGAAAAAGUUUUAAUUGAUAGCCUAAGGCAUUUCAUCGAAGUACAAGAACAAAAAUUGGAUACCUUAAGAAGAAAAACCCAAGAAAUCCAAAAUAUUUACGAUGAGGUUGGUGAUAAUCGUGAGGGAUAUUUAAAUAAUCCCAUCAAUGCUGUAACUAUGUUGAAACGUCUAACAUCCGAUUGGAAGGGCCUAACCAAUUAUGCCGAGGACUAUUUGGAUACUGAAGACUUGACCAAAAACAUUACCCAAAGCGAUGAACUCACCUUCCCCACGGAGGAGGAUUACGAAUCGGCUUUGGUUGGUUUGCUGCGUAUCCAAGAUAUGUUCAAAUUGGAACCACAACGUCUGUCUGUGGGCGAAGUUAAUGGCAUUAAAAUGGGUUCGGAAAUGUCCUGGAGUGAUUGUUUAGAAUUGGGUCUUAAGUCAAGCAAGAAUGGUUAUCAAUCCAAUGCUAAAUAUUGGAUGGAAACGGCCUUGGAAAAAAUACCCAUUGUUGGACAACAACAGCAGCAGCAACAACAAAAUUCCACCGAAGCUGAAAUAACAGGUUCGACUACGAACAAUGUAAAUGAAUUUAAUGUUAAGGCACGUUUGGAAGUUUUGCGAGCUCUAUUGAAUGUGGAAUAUAAAUCAGGCAAUUUACACAAGGCUCUCAAAAUAGCCGAAGAAAUGUUGCAAUAUAACCCAAAUCAAAAAAAUGUUCUAAAGGCUGUUACAUCAAUUAAAAGCGAUUUGAAAAAGAGCAAAUAUCUUUUAAAUAAAAAACAGGACAGCACAGCUGAGAAAAAGACGGCAAUCAAGAAAACCGACGAAGAACUGAUGAUAGAGGAAAUUUGCCGGGAGGCAACCAAUAGCCAACAGCAACAACAAAUCCAUACUGCCCAAUUUGAAACAUCAGCCCGAAUUCCACAAUGUUCUCUGGUUACUUUCAAUUCAAAAUGGUUGUUGCUACAACCACUCAAAGUGGAAAUUCUGAAUGUGGACCCCUUCAUUGUCAUCUAUCAUCGGGCGAUGAGUGGCAAGCAAUUGGAUGACUUGAAGCAGUUUAUUGUUGAAAAAGAGGAGGAUUCCCUUGCCGAUGACGAUGGCAUGUUGCAAUUGACAAAUAUUGGUUUGAAGAAAAUGCAUCAACUCAACGAGAAAUUGCAUCGUGUCAUUGGUCACGAACGUGAUACGUUGAAUGCCAAAAAUUGGCGUUUCGAUUUUUACAAUUUCGAGAAUAUUAUGGAAGUUGAGAAGACAUCGGUACAGAAGGCCGGCAACACCAAGCAAGCUGGUGUAAUGUUUAAUUUACAAGAACCAAAAAUGGGUGGCUCAGUGGCAUUCCCCCAGCUUCAAUUGAGUGUAAAUCUACCCAAGGGAUCUGUGCUUUACUGGUCAAAUUUAAAUGAGUUUGGCUCAGAGGAUUACCGUUCGAAAUAUUAUGUCUGCCCUGUUAUAGGAGGUUCACAAAUGACUGCCACCACCUUCAUAAGACAACACUGAUACCGGAUGAAUGGCGUUUACCAUUAUCUCAACACUGUUGAUUAACUUCAAACAUUAGUUUAUUAAUUUUCGUAAAUUUAAGACAACUUGUACGUAAGACUUUUUUUUAAAUAAUAAAACAAAAAAACAAAUAUUGAAACAUAAACCGA